CAAGAAUGAGGUCAUGUCUCCUACAUCACCAACAAUGAAUCUUGGAGCACAAGAUUUGGCAUGGAUACUCAAAUUCUGCAGAAUGUAUAGUGAUCCUCCGAACAAGUUACAUUCUUUCUCCGGAAGGCCUAGGUUUGGAGUAGUCCCAAGAGUUGUCGUAGUAUCUGAAGGCUUAUCUCUAGAUCAGGUGAUGACGGAGUUUAUGGUCCGAGUUGAUGCCACUCCUUUUCUAAUUAAGUACACGCCUAGUGACCUUGACGACCCUGCCAAAGGAUUGAUUUUUGAUAUUAAGAAGCUAAAAUACGAAUUAUGCUAUAGUCGCGGGAAGCAAAAGUAUACAUUAGAGUGCAAGCGGGAUGCACUUGACCUUGUAUAUCAAGGUCUUGAUGUUCAUGUGCCUAAGACUUUUAUUAAAAAACAUGAGCACAAGGGGGAUGAGAAGAAUCGUGAUGCAGGGUUUCUAUUGUCUUGUGAUUACAUUACAAUUAGAAGACAGGCUCCAAAAGCUGAUAUUGAAAGACUAUUGGCAUGGCAGAAGGCUGGAAGAAGUAAUCUUGAGGUGACAUAUCUGCGGUCUGAGUUUGAGAAUGGAAGUGAGAGUGAUGAACAUGUACUAUCAGAUCCUAGUGAUGAUGAUGGAUACAAUGUAGUUCUUUCUGACAACUGUCAGCGGGUCUUUGUUUAUGGUCUCAAACUCUUAUGGACGAUAGAGAAUAGGGAUGCUGUUUUCUCUUUUGUUAGUGGAAUAUCGAAGGUCUUCGAACCUGCUCAACCUUCUCCUUCUCGUCAGCAUACACAGAGGAAGAUUCUUGAACGAAACCAAGAAAAUCAAGAGGAAAUUUCAACAUCUUCUGCAAGCUCUAGAGAAAGCCAAACAGUUACUAAAGUUGAGACUAGUGGAUCUGAUGAAGAAGGCACUAGUCACUUCAUGGUGAAUGUCAUUGAGCCACAAUUUAAUCUUCACUCAGAGGAGGCCAAUGGUCGCUUUCUGCUGGCUGCCGGUAGUGGUCGUGUUAUAGCACGAUCGUUUCAAUCUAUUAUGCGUGUUGGCGCAGAAGUAAUCCAGCAGGCUCUUGGCACAACAAGUUUACAGAGUCCAAAAAGUAUUCCUGAAAUGACAUGGACACGAUUGGAAUUUUCUGUGAUGUUAGAGCAUGUGCAGGCCCAUGUUGCUCUGACUGAUGUUGACCCAAGUGCUGGGGUGCAGUGGCUCCCAAAUAUUCGCAGACACUCACCAAAACUGAAGCGUAUUGGGGCUCUACUUGAAAGAGUUUUCAUGCCUUGUGACAUGUACUUGCGGUAUACCAGACACGAUGGUCUAUCCCCGGAUCUGAAGGUGAAACCACUAGAAGAGAUCACUUUUAAUUCGCGGAACAUAGCAGCUACAAUGACAUCUCGACAGUUCCAAGUUAUGAUGGACGUUUUGACCAUCCUUCUCUUUCCUGCAACGUCUCACAAAAGUAGUCUCCAUUUUCCAACUGAAGAUGAUGAUAUUGAUGACGAGAUCGAUGAAGUAGUUCCAUACGGAAUUGAAGAAGUAGAACUUGCAAAAAUCAACCUUGAAGAGAAAGAGUGGGAGCAAAGGUUGAUUCUUGAUGAUAUUCGAAUAUUGUCUCAUCAUUCCGAUAAUGUGGAAGAUAUGCAUGUGGAGAAAAAAGGUGACUUGUGGAUGAUUAGUACCAGAAAAUCCAUACUGGUGCAAAGACUAAAGAAAGAACUCUUAUAUGUACAAAAGUCUAGAAAGACGGCUUCUGCAUCUUUAAGAAUUGUCCUGCAGAAGGCUGCAAAUCUGCGACUGAUGGAGAAGAACAGAAGUGCACCAUAUGCUAUGCGCAUUUCCUUGGAAAUUAAUGAGGUUGUUUGGUGCAUGCUUGUAGAUGGUAGAGCCUUUGCUGAAGCAAAGAUAAAUAACAUGACUUAUGACUUUGAUAGAGAUUACAAAGACACUGGUGUUGCUCGAUUCACCACCAAGAGCUUUGUUGUUAGGAACUGUCUGUGUAAUGCAAAGUCGGAUGAGGUUUUAUCAGCAUGGAAUCCUCCACCCGAGUGGGGAAAGAAAUUCAUGCUACGUGUGGAUGCAAAGCAGGGAACACCAAAAGAUGGAAAUCCUCUUGACCUUUUUCAUGUGGAGAUUUACCCUCUCAGAAUCCAGUUGUCAGAGACAAUGUACAAAAUGAUGUGGGAGUAUUUCUUCCCAGAGGAAGAGCAGGAUUCACAAAGGCGACCGGAAGUUUGGAAAGUUUCGACAACAACUGGUUCAAAACGUGUAAAGAGACAGUUAGAAAGCAAUGUUGAACGUGUUCAAAAAUCCACCGCUGGUGGUUCAGCUGAUCAGGAACUGAGACGAACAUCUUCGUUCGACAGGAAUUGGGAAGAAAGUGUGGCAGAAUCUGUAGCUAAUGAACUUCUUCUACAGUCUUAUAAUUGCGCUGUGUCAUCUUCCAAUGACCAUAAAGGGGAGUCCUCUAGACAGAUGAAUUUCAAAAACGCCAAAACUGACAAGCCUCGCAGCUCUUCUCAUAGAGAAAAGAAGGCUAGAAAAAAACAAGUGGAGAUGAUAAAGUUUAACAACAUUAAAAUAAGUCAGGUGGAACUUCUAGUUACCUAUGAGGGCUCAAGAUUUGUCGUAGAGGACCUCAGAUUGUUGAUGGAUAAAUUUUCUCUUGACGAGUUUGCUGGGACCUGGAGGGGACUUUUUGCUCGUGUUAAAAAACACAUAACAUGUGGAGUACUGAAGUCUGUUAUUGGAAUGCAGGGGAAGAAAUUCACAUACAAAUCACAAUACAAAUCACAAGAGAAUGCUGAGUCUUCUGACGAUGACCUUAAACUAAGUGACAAUGAUGAAAGUGGUGUUUUACCAAAAAAAAUAUAUGAUGAAAGUGGUGGAGCUGGGGAUAAUUUUGUAACUUCUGUUCGAGGACUCUUCAAUACCCAAAGACGAAAGCCUAAAGCAUUUGUCUUAAGAACUAUGCGGGGUGAAGCAGAUAAUGACUUCAACGGGGAGUGGAGUGACAGUGAUGUUGAAUUUUCUCCUUUUGCCAGGCAGUUAACUAUAACAGAGGCUAAGAGGCUCAUCAGACGACAUACUAAGAAAUCUCGUCCAAUUUCUGAAAGAGGUUCGAUGUCCCAACAAAGAGAGUCACUUCCAUUAUCUGUAAGAGAGACCGAUGCGUCUGAAAGUUCUUAUUCAAGCGAAUCUUCACCGUAUGAAGAUUUUUCAAGAUAAAAAUAAAAUAGAUGUUGUUAAGACUAAAAGUCUGCAAGUAAACGUAUUCAAUAGAGGUACACGUUUUUUUUUUUGAAAGAAUGUUAAAUUUAUUCAAAUCAAA
Raphanus sativus (radish) is the source of this 3329-nucleotide messenger RNA. Its product is annotated as protein SABRE-like. The record is from RefSeq and is a predicted model, not a curated record. Bases 14 to 3226 code for a protein of 1070 amino acids. Lineage: Eukaryota; Viridiplantae; Streptophyta; Magnoliopsida; Brassicales; Brassicaceae. The transcript is spliced from 14 exons.